AUGUCGGAGGUCAACGUCGUGAUCUAUCUAGUGCGGCACGACAUGCGCGUAAAAGAUAAUCCUAUAUUGGACCGUCUUGCCUCGUCAAAAGAUCACGGCUUCACACAUCUUCUCCCUCUCCAUGUCAUCCCUCCCUAUCAAAUGGAAGUGUCCGGCUUUUUGAAGAAUGGUACAAAAUCUCCCUAUCCCGAGGCUAGAAGCGAAGUUGGCCGUUUCUGGCGCUGCGGACCGCACCGAGCUCGGUUUAUAGCUCAAUCGCUCUGGAAUCUCAAGGACAAUUAUAUUAAGUUGGGCAACGAUUUGAAUAUACGGAUCGGGAAGUCUCAUGAAUUGCUAAAAGAUCUUAUAAAUGGCCUCAAAGAACAGCAAAUAAGGGUCAGUGCAGUCUGGAUGAUUGCUGAAGAAGGGUACGAAGAGGAACAAGAGGAAAAGAACUUGAAGGAAGCUUGUUCGGCCCUUGGUAUCCAGCUCGAAAUGUGUGUGGAUGAGAAGUAUUUUAUUGACGACCGAGAUCUAAAAUUAGCAACCCCUCAAGAUCUUCCAGAUGUUUUCACCUCAUACCGCAAGAUGAAUGAACCAUUGAGAGAGCGUCCACGACCGACGAAAUCGCGACCUUCAGGGGGCUCUCUGCCCAAGCCCGUCGAGGCAUCUCUGAUACCCGCCCAACCAGAUCCUUUCGAGAUUCCGACGUCUCUUGAAGCCCUUGAGGCCGCCUUUCUUCGUCCUAUUGAACGAGAUCUUCCGGCAGUCAUUCGUGUGGACGAGAUGAAGUCUGCUCAUCCAUUCCGAGGUGGUGAGGAUAAUGCGUUAGAUCGUCUGCAGUACCUGAUUAACUCAGGCAGCGCUUCGUCGUAUAAGUCAUCGCGCAAUGGGCUAUUGGGGGUAGAUUAUAGCACUAAGCUAUCUGCCUACCUAGCACAAGGCUGUAUAUCUGCUCGCCAAGUCCACGAAGAACUCUUGCAUUACGAGGAUGGAGCUGAUGAUAAGUACGAAAAUACGGACGGAUACGGACAAGGGGAAAAUGAAGGUACCCAGGCCAUUCGGUUCGAAUUGCUAUGGCGCGACUACAUGAGACUCUGUACCCGAAAAUUUCGAGCGAAGCUGUUUCAUCGAUCGGGCUUUCGGAAUGAACACAGUCAGAAGUGGAAAACAGCGCGUACGGACGACAAAUCCGCCGAAGAGCAGUCACAAUCAACUGACGACGUCGCCGCCACUGUGCACCGAAUUCUCGAGGGUACAACUGGUCAAAGUCUGAUUGACGCAUCUCAACGAGAGUUGAUACACACAGGAUACACAUCCAAUCGGGCGAGGCAAAACGUCGGCAGUUUUCUCGCAAAACACCUCAACAUUGACUGGCGCUAUGGCGCAGAGUGGUACGAAUUCAUGCUCGUCGACUACGAUGUCAACUCCAACUGGUCAAACUGGCAGUAUGUCGCUGGAGUAGGCAACGACCCUCGGGGUGACGCCCGUAUUUUUAACCCUGUGAAACAAGCUUUCGACUACGAUAAGGAUGGGGAGUAUGUUCGUUGUUGGGUGCCUGAAAUUCGAAAGGUCGAGAAACUCGAGAAUUUAUUCCAACCAUGGACGACGCCCAAGGAAGAUUGGGAACGGUUCGGCCUGAAUGGUCUCGCCAUGGCUGAAAACCCAGUGAAAAGGAUAAACUUCUCAGUCGAAGGGAAACCAAAGUCUUCCCGUAGGCCUUACGUUCGCAAGCGUGGCCAGGGACGAGGUGAAAUGAACAACUCGACCACUUCUAAAUCGACGCCUUCUGAUAAUGGUAUUGAAGAGAAACCGCCUACCGCUCAGGGACCACACGGGGCGAGAAAUUCUACGGCCAACUAUCGUGGCGGUCCUCGUGGGGGAGCACGAGGUAUGGGUGGAGGUGGAAGGGGGCGUGGCUAUGGUGGCCCAAGAAGAGGAUUCCACGGAGGUCGUGGUGGCUUUCAACAAUCGUACACCCAAGUGCAUGGGGCCAUACCACCACAUCCAUGGUCACAAUCCCACAUCGGACCUGCAUAACGAGACGUGCAGCUCUGCGCCACAAUCAUGAUCUAUACAACAGGAGUCUGUGUGUGCAAUUCAAAACGAAUAAUGGUUAAUGAGUGUGUACAAUAUUUCAAGCACGGCCUUGAUUGCAUGUUGCUAUUAGGACAGCAUAGGCGAUCACAGGAGCCUAUAUGUGUUCCCGGUUGGAAAAGAAAAGGCAGGGUUUCAUUAAAAACAAAAUUGCGAAGUGUCAGCAAGUUUAGAUCUUUCGUCGACUAUAUUAGUCAAUUCAAUACAGCGCCAAUGUUGUUGGCGGACUUCAAUUAUGUUUCUACCAUCAUGGUAUCUACCUACACGCACAUCAAGUAAUCAGCCUGGCCCAAAGGGCGAUUAGGUUAAUAAUAUAUUGCCAGAUAGGCAUCUACAACAAUUCGGUCAUUUGUAGCACUUCUAACUGAAUGGCUUGUAAAUAUACGGGAGGGUGUGCAUCGUCCCACUGUCUGAUAGCUUCUUGGUCAACAGCUGAUGAGAAGAUGGACAACCC
Xylaria bambusicola is the source of this 2530-nucleotide messenger RNA. RefSeq names its product cryptochrome. Bases 1 to 2019 code for a protein of 672 amino acids. Gene Ontology annotation, molecular function: damaged DNA binding; FAD binding; deoxyribodipyrimidine photo-lyase activity. The transcript is spliced from 2 exons. The record is from RefSeq and is a predicted model, not a curated record. NCBI's taxonomy places the organism in Eukaryota, Fungi, Ascomycota, Sordariomycetes, Xylariales, Xylariaceae. Gene Ontology annotation, biological process: photoreactive repair.